Messenger RNA from Verruconis gallopava, 1558 nucleotides. RefSeq lists its product as uncharacterized. Lineage: Eukaryota; Fungi; Ascomycota; Dothideomycetes; Venturiales; Sympoventuriaceae. Gene Ontology annotation, biological process: alcohol metabolic process. The transcript has a single exon. The coding region runs from base 168 to 1172 and encodes 334 amino acids. The record is from RefSeq and is a predicted model, not a curated record. Gene Ontology annotation, molecular function: alcohol dehydrogenase (NADP+) activity; zinc ion binding.
GUAGACGGUCCGAGGUGAGGUGCCCACAGCUGUAGGAAUAUAAAUCAGACGGCGCGUACCAUCAUGAAUGACCUGUAUCAUACUCAUAACUCCAAUAUCUCUUGUUGAAUCGGACGUCUCAUUCCACAAUCUCGUUAUCAAACAAUUGUCUAUCAACCAACUAUAUCAUGCCCGAGUUUAAGACAUAUCGCGGCUCAGCCUCUGGCGAGAUCAAAGAGAGCACUUCAACUGCGGAGCUUGGACCUACUCAAGUGCUGGUUCAAAUCACUCAUUCUGGCCUUUGUGGCACGGAUAUACACUAUAAACAUAGUGACAUAGCUCUCGGCCACGAAGGUGUUGGCGUUAUCAAACAGACAGGUUCCAAUGCACGCCUUUUUAAAGUUGGAGACCGUGUUGGAUGGGGCUAUGUUCACAACAGUUGCGGCAAUUGCAAGUGGUGUUUGACAGGAUGGGAUACUCUCUGUCCUGAGCGAAAAUUGUACGGAACAGACGACUUGCAUCAGGGAAGCAUGGGAUCACAUGCCAUCUGGGACGAAAAAUAUGUUUUCGCCAUCCCAGACUCCAUCUCAAGUGAAAACGCUGCUCCAUUGAUGUGUGGAGGAGCAACUGUCUUCAACUCUCUCAAAGUAUACAACGUAAGGCCGACAGACUGCGUUGGGGUUAUUGGCGUUGGAGGUUUGGGCCAUCUCGCCAUUCAGUUUGCCUCAAAGAUGGGUUGCAAGGUGGUCGUAUUCUCGAGCUCAGAAGACAAGAAAGCAGAAGCUAUGAAAUUGGGGGCAAGCGAAUUUGUUGUCACAAAAGGAGUCAAGAAUCUCACCGUUUCAACGAAAAUCGACCAUCUACUGGUGACGACAUCCUCGCCCCCUGAUUGGCAACAGCUCAUACCAGUCCUCGCACCCGGCGCAACUAUUUAUCCUCUGACAGUAGACGCCGGAGACCUCCGUUUCCCCUACAUGGGCCUAAUAGCGAACGCAUUCAGGAUCCAAGGCUCUCUGGUCGCGGCGAGGCAAAUACACAAGGAGAUGCUAGAAUUCGCUGCACAACAUGGCAUCAAACCAAUCACUCAGACGUUCCCUCUUAAUAAGGAAGGAAUCUCGCAAGCUUUCGAAACUUUGGAAAGUGGAAAGAUGAGAUAUCGGGGUGUCUUGGUUGCAGAAUCAGAACGUACAUGAUCAAGCUACAAGCACGUUCGUGGUUCUAUAAAUUUACAUGGAGAGUUUUCUGUCAUGUAGAGGGGCUGUGUUUUUAGUGUAAGCGUUUUGUUUUCAACACAUGAUUGACUUGGACGACAAAUUUUUGCGCAAUAUUAGCAUGUGCAGAGACCUCAGUAUAGAAGAUUGGACUUUCGGUUAUUAAACCUCUUUCAAAAAUUUGGCUCCCAUAUUUGUUAUGAGAGUCUUGGUAAUUUGGUGUGCCGAAUAUACUGUUUCCAGCCAACUAAAAUGAUGAAGAAGUUCGUGAUACUUUUGCACGCACUGCAGUUCAUUCAUAGUUAAAUGCAGAAUCUUGCCCCCCUUUUCCACGACUUAGAGGUAAAAUGCAUCUCGUAUCGCCAUGG